AACCGGGAAAACAGAAACGCCCGGCCUCCAUCCACGGAAAACAAAUAUCCUCAACAAAUUCCCCCCCUUCCCUUCUCUUCUUUCCCAAGUGCGGCUCUGCUCCUGAUCUCGCCCUCCAUUGGUGGGCGCCUCCACUUCCACGGCCUCUAUUUAAGAAGGCUCCUUGCUCCACCAUCCUACUCACCACUCACCGCAGCCCCGAUCGCCUCACCAGGAGCUGAGCUGAGCUGCACCGACUGGAUCGAUGCUAAUGGUUUCGUGCGUGUGCUAGUGGUGGCUUAGCGCAUUAGCGGCGGAGAGAGGUUUGGUACGAUCGAGCUGGAGGAGGUGAGGCGCGGCACCACAUGUUGAGUGGACAGCCGGCGGCCAGUGGUAGCAGCAGCACGAGCAGGGAGCGGCCGCAGCGGGUGAUCGAGGAGGAGGAGGAGGAAGAGGAGCCGGAGUUCAGGGACAUCCACGCGCUGAGCCCGCCGCGCGCGCCGCAGUCGUACCGCCGGAGCCGGGCCGGGAGCAGGGACUCGUGGGGGAGCAGGCACACGUCGAUCCGCUCCGUCGGGAGCGACACCGCCCCCAGCGAGCCCUUCCCUAGCAUGAGCAGGGAGUUCUCCGCCAUGGUCGCCGCCGCAGCCUCCGCCAACGCCGCCUCCGCAGAAGCUAGCCGGGCGAACGGGGAGGACGAGAUGGGGCGGAUCGGGGAGGAGGCCGAGGUGGAGGAGACGAACCCGCUGGCGAUCGUGCCGGACAGCAACCCCAUCCCCUCGCCGCGCUGGGGGACGGCGACGGCGAACACGCCGCGUGCGUCUGCAGCGGGCGGCGAGGUGGCGGUGGCGGUGGCGGCGGGCGGCGCCGGACACGGGCAGGGCGACGGGGUGUCGGUGGGGCAGGUGAAGAAGGAGGAGGUGGAGUGCAAGAUCGCCGCGUGGCAGAUCGCCGAGGUCGCCAAGGUCAACAACCGCUUCAAGCGCGAGGAGGUCGUCAUCAACGGCUGGGAGGGCGACCAGGUCGAGAAGGCCAGCGCCUGGCUCAACAAGUACGAGAGGAAGCUGGAGGAGAAGCGGGCCAAGGCGAUGGAGAAGGCGCAGAACGAGGUGGCAAAGGCCCGGCGGAAGGCAGAGGACAAGCGCGCGUCGGCGGAGGCCAAGAGGGGCACCAAGGUGGCCCGCGUGCUGGAGCUCGCCAACUUCAUGAGGGCCGUCGGCAGGGCGCCCACCAAGCGCUCCUUCUUCUGAGCUCUCAGCUCCCCCUCCCGGCCUCCUCCGCUUUGCUCGCUCGCCGUCGUCGUUGGAUCGUUCACCGCUUCGCUUCACGGGAGGGCCAGUUAGCACUGUUGCGUGCUCCUGUGGUUGCUGCUUGCUGUGUGGAACUCUUGUUUUAGUGCUGUAUCCACAUGUAUGGUGUAUCAUCUUCAUCAUCAUCUCUUCUUCUUUUUUGAAGCUUUUCUUUCCUUCUUGUUCUUCCCGUGCUUGUGUGCUUGAUAUGGUGUACUGCAAAGUGGAGGGAACAUACAGAGAAGAAGUACAUAGGCAUAAGAUUGGAGGGUGUGCUCUUCCCUGCAGAGCGUAUGGGCAAGAGCUGCCUGUAUUUUGUUUUGUCAUCAAGGAUUAUGUAUUGUCAAUAUGAACAAGAUAAGCAGUUAACUGUACUGUUUAAUUAUUUGUGUACA
Molecule: messenger RNA, 1663 nt
Organism: Brachypodium distachyon (stiff brome)
Lineage: Eukaryota; Viridiplantae; Streptophyta; Magnoliopsida; Poales; Poaceae
Product: remorin 4.1
Exons: 2
Coding region: 345-1229 (294 amino acids)
Source: RefSeq, a predicted model, not a curated record